Molecule: messenger RNA, 3195 nt
Organism: Elgaria multicarinata webbii
Lineage: Eukaryota; Metazoa; Chordata; Lepidosauria; Squamata; Anguidae
Gene: CDCA7
Product: cell division cycle associated 7
Exons: 10
Coding region: 43-1275 (410 amino acids)
Biological process (GO): regulation of DNA-templated transcription
Cellular component (GO): nucleus
Source: RefSeq, a predicted model, not a curated record
GUUGAAAGAGGCUGCUGCGUCCUGUGAGUGGUAACCAUCAGCAUGGAUCCCUUCCGUUUGCAGGGUGACCUUUCGGGAAAGAAGCGCACAGCAUUCCGCAAUACAAAACUGAUUCCUAUGGAAACCUCUUCAUCCUCUGAUGACAGCUGUGACAGUUUUGGCUCUGAUAAUUUUGCAAACACAAAACCGAGCUUCAGGCCAGAAGUUGCAGAAAAAAUGGCUAAAAUUUUUAAUGAAGAUUCGGAUGCUGAAUCAUUCUGCGGUUUUUCAGGAAGUGAGAUUCAGGAUGUACUGAAACUGGAGACGGACUCUGAGGAACAUGAUAUGAGCGAUGUUGUAGACAAGUUUCUGCGUAAGAGGCCACAGAAAUGCUCUGCUCCUCUUAAAGUGGCUAUGAAGUUCCCACUUCGAAGGUCUAAGAGGGGAAAGAAUGAAAUAGUUUCAGCCCCCAAAUCUUCCUGUGAACUGGAAUUGGAUUCAGACUCUGAUGAAGAAAGAGGCCCCAAAUUCUUAGAGAAAAGAGCUUUAAAUAUAAAGGAGAACAAGGCCAUGCUUGCAAAACUAAUGGCAGAAUUAAAAAAUGUCCCUGGAAUUUUUACUAGGAAAGGUCCACUAGCAACUCCUACUCUGAAACCACAGCGGACCCCAAGAAAAUCAUUUCCCAGAAGUGCCUUGAGGAGGAAUCCAGAAAGAAGUAGUAGGCCUCACACAAGAUCCAUGUCCCUGAUCGAAGGCCCCCCAAGUCCUGUACCAGAGAAGGAGGAAGAUGAUCCCUACCUCUUAGUGAGAAGGAAAAUGUCUGAUGAAUACUCAGAGGAUGAAAUGGACACUCCCAGAAGAAAACGCUAUAGUACUUUGACUUUUCCCCAUGUUGUCCGUCCGGUAGAAGAAAUAACCAAGGAAGAGUUGAACAAUAUCUGUGAGACUGCGAGAGAUAAAGUGUAUAACCGUACGAUGGGUUCUACCUGUCACCAGUGUCGUCAGAAAACCAUAGACACCAAGACAAACUGUCGUAACCCGGAAUGUAUUGGAGUGCGUGGUCAGUUCUGUGGGCCUUGCCUUCGCAACCGCUACGGAGAAGAAGUUAGGGCUGCUUUGUUGGAUCCGAACUGGCGUUGCCCUCCUUGCCGUGGGAUCUGCAACUGUAGCUUCUGCAGGCAGCGAGAAGGGCGGUGUGCUACAGGUGUGCUGGUUUACUUGGCUAAGUACCAUGGGUACGACAACGUCCAUGCUUACUUGAAAAGCCUGAAACAAGAACUUGAAAUGCAAGAGUGAAGUUCUGGCACUGGUCUUCAAUCAUCAACUAUACUAACAUUAUGGUUAAUGGUCCAUUUGAGGUUUUAAUUUUUGUUAACUGUUCUUACCAUAUAUACUUUUUAAGUGGAGAAAAAAGUCCUGUUGUGUUGUUUGACUGAAAUUCCAUAUGGCCAGGAUCUGAGUUUGUCAUUCUGUUCGGUAGAAAUGUGUGCCAUGUUUUGUUUCAUGCUGGAUGCUCUUGGUGGUGGGUUCACAGAAAGGCUGCAGCUUGCAGAAAGAGAUGCUUUACCAUAAGGUUCCUCUGAAUCUCUCUGUGCCAGGGCCUCACGUUUCUGGUCACAGCUGGCAUGGAGAUGUUUUGUGCAACCCAGACAAUUUACAUCGGUUAGUGUGUCUAUAUGUUGAAGAGCCUUUGCAUAUGAGCUCCCGCUGCUCCCGCCAUCAUACUACCCUAACAUAUCCGUUCUUAAUGUUUACUUUCAGUCCAAUCUUUUCCUCUCCGUUGGAAAGGGGGAAAACUUCCUUUGGGAUUGCUAGUGCAUCUUUUUUCUGCAGAUACUAUGAUUGGCAGAUUUAGUAGCCAACCAAACAAGUCCUUAAAGACCAUUUUAUGUGUUAGUAGCUGUGUAACUUAUGUGGCAGAACAACUUAAAUUCUAGAUACCUAGUUAUUUUUUGAAAGAAGCAGUGACAGAAGUUGACAUUUCUUAAACUAGGAAUUAUGGCAGUAGUUGAGCCAGUUUAAAUCAUUCAGGUUCAAGACAGCAUUUAGUUGUUAUCCAUCUUAAAGCAUGUAUGGAUUUUCAUGCAUCUUACACAAUGCUUGCAAGGGUAGAUAAAAGAAAAGGGAAUGAACAGCUCAGUAUAAAAUUAAGUUAGUUUUGCCUUGUGAAAAGUUACUGAGGUAUCUUAAUGUUCUUAAAGCCACGCUCUUGUCUUGAUAUGGAAUAUGUGAAAGAAACAGUGCACACACAGAAGGUAAAAUUCUACGUCAUAGUGGUGGAAAUCUGCUCUUGCAACAGGGCUUUUCCCCUCCCCAUCAGUCCUCCCCCCCCUUCUUAAAAAUAUGCUCUGGAAAGUUUCCCAGCUCACCAGAGCAGAUUUUGAGGACACAAGGAGGGAGAGGGAAUUGCCACAACCAUCACUACCCCCCAUUCUGCUGAUGGAAGCAAUUACACUAGAAUGGUACUUGGAUACAGUCCAAAGUAUUUGAGGCGGAUUCAUACAUUGGCCAAACAUCAGAGUCUGCAAGAGCAAGUCCAUUCACCCACCCCAUGCUUAGCACAUAAUGUUUAAUAUGGAGUGUAGUAUGUGUAGCCCUGUAUAUACAGCCCAUCUACUCCAAACAAUGAGGUGGUUAAAUUAUAUGAAUGUACCAAUGUGAGCUUUGCAUCAUGCUUCAUGUAGGAUGGGUGGUGAGAAGCAUGCACAAGCCUGAGGCUUGCUCUCACACAUCAGUGCACGUGGACAUACGUGCAGGAACAGGUUUGUGAUGGCAAGCCUGUGGCUUUGUUCAAGCUUAACUAUAGAUAGUUCCUGUUCAUCAGCUACAAUAUAAACUGAACAAGGAGAUCUCAGUUCAUCAGCUACAAUAUAAACUGAACAAGGAGAUCUCAGUCCAUCAGUAGGACACUUUCAGUGUUUCAAAGUAUGUUAGCUAAUAGAGGGCCUGUGCUUCAAACAGCAGUCCUAGGUGGGGACUGUUGCUUUCAGUCACGCAGCUUGCUUUGAGUAAGGAGCUGACUGCUUGCCUUUGCUUAAUUAAAAUGCAGUGCCACAUGGAUGAUGGGCUGUAGGAUUUAAAGCAGUGGAAAGGGAAGUGCUAUAACAUAUACAUGAAUGGCUGCAAAACUCAACGUUGAGUAUUAUAUAAGCAGGGAACUGAAUACCUAAAUCUUGAGUUGUUGCAAACAAAGGCAUGUUUUGCUAGCAUAUUUUU